Molecule: messenger RNA, 2991 nt
Organism: Entelurus aequoreus (snake pipefish)
Lineage: Eukaryota; Metazoa; Chordata; Actinopteri; Syngnathiformes; Syngnathidae
Gene: mtbp
Product: MDM2 binding protein
Exons: 23
Coding region: 132-2765 (877 amino acids)
Biological process (GO): regulation of protein ubiquitination; protein localization to kinetochore; traversing start control point of mitotic cell cycle
Cellular component (GO): kinetochore
Source: RefSeq, a predicted model, not a curated record
GAAACAUACACGUAUGUUGAAGCAGAAGAAGAAGUAAUGGCGGGAAAUUUGACAACACGCAGACAGUUUACUGCCAACUUUUACUAAGGACAAUCUGACUUUUUAUGCUAUUAUAUGCUUUAAAACACUAAAUGGAUAGAUAUGUUUUGUUUGUGUCUCUUUGUCAGACGGAUGACAAACCCUUGGGGGAUUGCAAUUGUCCGCAGCAGAUGAAGGAGAUAUAUGACCAAAUUUUGGACUAUUCCUCCGAAGAAUCUGUGCGAAGAAUCACUGUGCUCCCAGCAUGUCCUCUCAGUGGAAGCCCUUCUCUUCAGAGGUGGUACUUUGCUGUUCAGGCUUGUCAUGGAGCAACCCAAUUUUGCUGCUCAGACUGGGAAGAUUUGGGAGCAGUCUACCAGAGAGCAAACAGUGAAGAGGAGAAGCCAACUGCUUUGGAGAUGUGUGUGGGAUCUCUGAGUCAACAGGAAGAAUCGGACCAAAAGUGCGACCAGGCAACAUUGACAGAGUUGCUUGAGGAGGCUGCAGAAGGACUGCAUACACUCUCAGACAAGCUGCCCCCUCCAGGUAAAGCCUUGUUGGAUGUGCUGGUGUUAGGCUAUACUGCGGAGUGCCCUGCUUUGAAAGACCUGCUUCCACUCCUGGGAGCCCUGAGACACAUGACCUGCUGGCACUCUGCUAAAAUCACUGUCAUCACUCAGCAUACUGCAGGUUGGAGGAAAACGGCAUCAUACCUCAGUGCUGGUCUGGUGGACUCUGCUGAGUUAAGAAGCUGUAUUGACCCCAGUGAAAUGUGGAGAGGAGGCCUGAUGGUCAGAGAGAAGAAGUACAUGUCAGAGCUACGUUUCGAUGGCUUUUGUUUGCGCUCCCCGGUGCAUAACAUAUCGAGGUCCAGUCUACUGCAAGACCCGUCCUCCACUGCAGACUACAAACUACAUUCUGAGGUCUUCCAGUACUACGCACCAGUUUUGGACCUGCUUCAUUUGGUUACUCUGUCAGAUCUGCCCAGCUUCCUGAUGUCCAACACCCUGUUAGAACUAUACCUUUCUGUGGAGUCAGUGAAAAGUAAACUUGUUUUGGACCAGCUUAAGUCAUUGCGUGGAAAGGUAGGAGCUUUGCUCAGCCUGUCCUGCGUUGUUACCCCAAUCGCGCAGACACCAGUGAGCCAAAUCAGCUCCCAGCGCUGGAGAGAGUCUCUAGCCAGGCGACCCAAGUCCUUACACACACCUGAUGUAGAUGUCAAAGGUGAGCAUGCUCACUUCUUCCUGUUGGUCCAGGGCUCAGACAAUUUGGAGGAUGGAGUCUGUACAGUCAGGGUGUUACAUUCCGACAGUCAAAUUAAUGGCGCGGCUGCCAUGGCGACAGUCUCUGGGAUGUUGGGGCAGAAGCUGCUGUCAGCAUCAGAAGGCCUUAGAAACAACAUCUUAUACACUCUGCCCUGCCUCCAAGGAGACGGGCUGCUGAGGAGAGAGAGGAAGGUGGCCCAGGUCCAAGCAUUGGCCCUCCAAGAAUAUAUCAGACAAAAAGAACAAUCUUCAACAUCAAUAAUGUCUGAUAACUUGAAGGCCAUUUUGAGCCUGGCCAAAGAGCAAUUCUUGAUGAUGAGCGAUGCCACUCUGUCCUCGGUCUCCUCUUUGCCUGACAAGGCCAGCACAACUACGAAUAACUCAGCAUUUGAGACAAUGUCCAUGGCACAUUCUAUUUGGUCCGAGAGGAGCGUCCUCAAGAACAUAGAAAACCUGCAGAAAAGACGACAGAAGAGAAGAUAUGGUCUAUUAGGCCCAGGCCCCAGUGACAGCCUUUUGGGUCCUAAAGAUUUUCAGAAAGGUCCCACAACCUCUCUGGACGCCAAAGAUCUUUUGAGACGCUUCACACUUGAUGGCAAGCCAGCAAGCGACCUACAACCACUAGUCCUUGUAAGAGGCCCUAAUGUGUUACAGUUGUCACCAGACUUCUCUCCUAGAAGGGUCAGUCAGAUGUCUUUCAGAAAGGCUUCAGUGUCAAAUUACCACGGCAUAGAAUACUGCCUGGAUAGCCGGCAGUCCUUAGAUCGGGACCAAGCUUUUGUACGGCUCCAGUCCCGUCUCGUUCGCUACGAGACUCAAACCACCUGCUGCAAGGAACCCUCUGCCCUUCCUUUUGCACUCAGCCCCGCCCCUUCACCAGCUGUGAUGUCAGAACCAGGAAGUGUGCCCGAUGGGGAAACUUUGCAGAACGCUGAUGUAGCCCGACUCAAACACAGGUGCCGGGACACAGAUGGUUAUCCACGCAAGCGGCUGGUGAAAUCAGAGAGCAGUGAGUCCCUCUGUUCUCAGAGCAGUGGCAGUAGUGGGACACACCCUGCCAUCAGGUCUCUACGACAACAUGCUGGCAGAUCUCAUUCUGCCUCGUCUUCCAUUUCCUCUUCCUCAGCUGCUCGACGGACUUCUUCAGGUCUGAUCAAUCAGUCUUUUGCUGAGAAGCAUAAAGCACCAGAGCAGAAAAGUAAUCACGAGGUGACAAAUGAUCGAAGUAUCAAGGAGUCGCGCUCCCAGAAACACAAUAGGAUGUUGCAGGAGGUAGUCGCCAAAACACUCAAACACCAUGGGGUCAGAGCCGAGCAUAACUGCUUUGAGGCAUGCAGCAAACGACUGUUUGAUAUCUCCAAAUUCUAUCUCAAGGAUCUGAAGACAUCUCGUGGUCUCCAUGAUGAGAUGAAGAAAGCAGCUGGCAGCAAUGCUAAACAGGUCAUCGACUGGGUGCUGGAGAAGACUUUAAAAAAAAAAUGAUGAUCUGGACACAUUUAAUCCUGUUUUACUUUCAUAUAUUUUCAAAAUGAUUUUAUUCAGCCCUCAUUAUUUAUUUAUUUUUUUAACAUUCCCCCUAAUUCAUUCUGCUUUUUGUGUAUUGCAUAUUCUUUCUUUUAGCCCUUUGUUUUAAUACUUAAUGAAUGUACAUAUUUAAUCAGUUUUAUAUUUGACUAUUUCUUUCUAACAAUAAAGUGUUUUGAUGCCA